Molecule: messenger RNA, 1594 nt
Organism: Lipotes vexillifer (Yangtze River dolphin)
Lineage: Eukaryota; Metazoa; Chordata; Mammalia; Artiodactyla; Lipotidae
Gene: F2RL3
Product: F2R like thrombin or trypsin receptor 3
Exons: 2
Coding region: 29-1168 (379 amino acids)
Biological process (GO): positive regulation of Rho protein signal transduction; phospholipase C-activating G protein-coupled receptor signaling pathway; blood coagulation
Cellular component (GO): plasma membrane
Molecular function (GO): thrombin-activated receptor activity
Source: RefSeq, a predicted model, not a curated record
AGAGUAGCUAGCACCCAGCACCGGCAACAUGUGGGCUCUCCUGGUGCUGUGGCCCCUAGCACUGGGGUUCAGCCUGGAUGACACUCAGACCCCCAUUUUCUACGACAAUGAUGGGGGCAGCAUGGAGAGAGGUGAUGAUAGCACACCGGGGCCCCAACCACGCAGCUUCCCUGGCCAGCCCUGUGCCAAUGACAGCAACACUCUGGAGGUCCCGGGCAGCUCUCGGGCACUGCUGCUAGGCUGGGUGCCCACGAGACUGGUGCCCACGCUCUACGGGCUGGCCCUGGCAGUGGGGCUGCCCGCCAAUGGCCUGGCGCUGUGGGUGCUGGCCACACGAGUGCCACAACUGCCGUCCACGGUGCUACUGAUGAACUUGGCAGCGGCCGACCUGCUGCUGGCCCUGGCGCUGCCGCCACGCAUCACCUACCACCUGCGGGGCCAGCGCUGGCCCUUCGGCGAGGCCGCCUGCCGCCUGGACACGGCCGCGCUCUACGGUCACAUGUACGGCUCCGUGCUGCUACUGGCCACCAUCAGCCUGGACCGCUACCUGGCCGUGGUGCACCCGCUGCGGGCCCGCACCCUGCGAGGCCAGCGCCUGGCCAUCGGGCUCUGUGUCACAGCCUGGCUGGUGGCAGCCGCCCUGGCGCUGCCCCUGGCGCUGCAGCAGCAGACCUUCCGGCUGUCGCGUUCGGACCACGUGCUCUGCCACGACGUGCUGCCCGUUGGUGCCCAGGCCUCCUACUGGCGGCCCGCCUUCAUCUGCCUGGCGGUGCUCGGCUGCUUCCUGCCGCUGCUGGCCAUGCUGCUGAGCUACGGGGGCACCCUGCGCACGCUGGCGGCCGGCGGCCGGCGUUACAGCCAUGCGCUGAGGCUGACCGCACUGGUGCUGACCUCGGCCGUGGCCCUCUUUGCACCCAGCAACGUGCUGCUGCUCCUGCACUACUCAAACCCGGACCCUGAUGCCUGGGGGGACCUGUACGCCGCCUACCUGCCCAGCCUGGCGCUCAGCACCCUCAACAGCUGUGUAGACCCCUUCAUCUACUACUAUGUGUCGGCCGAGUUCAGGAGCAAGGUGCAGGAAAUGCUUCACCGGGCGCCUGGAACUGCAACAGCUUCCAGGGAGGGGUGCAGCCCGGCGCCCUGCACCCGGUCCUCCUCGUUUGUGUGACAGGCUUUCCACAGGCCGGACAGACAGGAAGGGGGUUGCACUGGGUUGAAUAGGGUCCCCUCCCAAUUCAUGUCCACCGAGAACUUCCAAAAGUGAGCUUAUUUGGAAAGAAGGUCUUUGCAGGUGUAAUUAGUUAGGAUGAGGUCACACUAGAGCAGGGAGGGCCCUAAAUCCGAUGUGACUGGUGUCCUUUUAAGAAGAGGACACAGAGACACACAGGGAAGGCCAUGUGACCACGGAGGCAGAGAUGGGGUGAUAUGGCCACAAGCCAAGGGAUGCCACAGACUGCCUGCAGCCACCAGAAGAAGCCAGGAGACCAGCCUGGGACAGACUCUCCCUCAGAGCCCCUAGAAGGAGCCAACCCUGCCCACCUUUAUCUCAGACUUCUGGCCUCCAGAACUGUCAGAGAAUAAAUUUCUGUUGUUU